AAAUUUUCCCCUACUUUCUUUCGUUGCACUUUACACCCUCUCUCUCUCACCUUACUCUCUCUCUUCCUGAAAACUCAACAGAUACUCCUCGGAUUAUCUUGUCAACAAAAGGGCCGAAUCAAAAUUUGAAAUUGAUUUGAUUUUAGUUGUAGUGGGAGCUAUUUCGAGAUUUCUAGAGAAUUCACAAUUUGAGCUUUUUUUCUUGUUUGAUUACUGUAUUUGUGUGCAUGUUUUCUGUGUGUAUAGAACAGUGGCUGCAACUGUAAGUUUUCGUUUCAGCUCUUUUUGCCUUUGCUUUCACUUAGGGUUUCUUAUUUCCCUUUUAUUUUUUCCUCUUCUUGACUAUUUGCUGAUAACUUGGCUUCACCUUGAAGCUGCGAUUUUUUCUUCCCACGAAGUUUCAAAAUCAAGAAUCAAUUUCUCUCUCUCUUUUCUUCCAAGAAUUGAAUAGACUUAUCUUUCAGGUUUAAAAGAAUUGAUUUUGAGGGUUUUUCUGAGUGAUCGUGGGUAGAAAAGGAAUUGAUUUUGGUUCUUUUAUGGUUGCGAUUGCUGAAUUCCACCCGACUGCAAUUGUGUACAGUGAUGGGCUUAAAAGUGUAUGCUUUAGCUAAUCUUUUGUUUAUAGGUUGAAAACUAGUAUUGGAGUUUUCUUGCGUUGUGAUUUUGGGAAGAGGAUGAAUUUUCAAAGUAGAGAAUUUUGAGGUUAUGAUGAGGCACUCAGGGUUAAUUUAGUGAUUUUGGGGGCGGAAGUCAUGAGUUCUGGUGGUAAGAGCAGAGGGAAAAAAGAGGAGGGGAAUCAUGACAAGUCCGAGUCGAGAUCGGUAGAAGGAGUUUCUUCCAAGGGAUCAAUCACUGCCUCUGUGGAACUAUGUAUUGAUGAGAAAGUGCUUGUUGACCCCAAAUCCCUCUUUAUUGGAUCAAAAAUUGGUGAGGGAGCUCAUGGCAAAGUUUAUCAAGGAAGGUAUGGUGAUCGUAUUGUUGCUAUCAAAGUUCUUAAUUGUGGUCAAACAUCGGAAGAGAGGAGUGUCCUUGAGAGUCGUUUUGUCCGGGAAGUGGCAAUGAUGUCUAAAGUAAAACAUGAGAACCUUGUCAAGUUUAUUGGAGCUUGUAAGGAACCUUUAAUGGUGAUAGUUACUGAGUUAUUGCCGGGGAUGUCACUUCGGAAAUAUCUUGGGAGCUUGCGUCCUAAGCAGUUGGACCUGACAUUGGCAUUAAACUUCGCUCUUGAUAUUGCUCGAGCAAUGGAUUGUUUACAUGCAAAUGGGAUUAUACAUAGAGACUUAAAACCCGACAAUUUGCUGCUCACGGCAGAUCAGAAGUCUGUGAAGCUUGCAGAUUUUGGUCUUGCCAGAGAAGAAACUGUCACUGAGAUGAUGACUGCAGAAACCGGGACAUAUCGCUGGAUGGCACCUGAGUUAUACAGUACUGUGACUCUUCGUCAGGGGGAGAAGAAGCACUACAAUAACAAAGUCGACGUUUACAGUUUUGGCAUUGUCCUCUGGGAGCUGCUGACGAAUCGCAUGCCAUUUGAGGGAAUGUCAAAUUUGCAGGCUGCUUAUGCUGCUGCUUUUAAGCAAGAGAGGCCUACUCUGCCAGACGAAACCCCAGCUGAGCUCGCGUAUAUAAUCCAGUCGUGCUGGGUUGAAGAUCCAAACAUGCGACCUAGCUUCAGCCAGAUCAUCCGGAUGCUCCACGAGUUCCUCUUCACGCUCAAGCCCUCCUCGUCACCUGACCAAACCAACUCCUCCGAGGCAGAACUGACCAAGAACGGUGCCAUCAUCGAGUUCUCUAGCCGAGCCAAAGGGAAAUUCGCCUUCCUUCGCCAGCUUUUCGCCACCAAGAAGGCUCUCAACUCAUAGUUGAUGCUGCUCACUUCGAGGAAAUGUGAUGAACAAACACUGUUUGAUGAUGAUUUUGGGAAAUUUAUGAAAUCAAGUAGAAAGAAUUAGUGUAUUUCAUAGUAGAACCAUGUGUAAAUCUAUAGACACUGUUUCCCCUUCUGGAGAUUCUCAUACAAAAAAUGCACCCAAUUUUACGUUA
Molecule: messenger RNA, 2040 nt
Organism: Salvia miltiorrhiza (redroot sage)
Lineage: Eukaryota; Viridiplantae; Streptophyta; Magnoliopsida; Lamiales; Lamiaceae
Product: serine/threonine/tyrosine-protein kinase HT1-like
Exons: 6
Coding region: 753-1859 (368 amino acids)
Biological process (GO): protein phosphorylation
Molecular function (GO): ATP binding; protein kinase activity
Source: RefSeq, a predicted model, not a curated record